CUCCUUCUUUUUCUCUCACAGACAGUCCUAGAGGAGAAUGCCUGCCAAGAACUCCUCCUCCGUGACAGAGUUUAUCCUCUCAGGCUUAACCGACCAGCCGGGACUCCAGAUCUCCCUCUUCCUCCUGUUUCUAGGUUACUACGUGGUCACGGUGGUGGGGAACCUGGGUUUGAUAACCCUGACAGGGCUCAACUCUCACCUGCAUAUUCCCAUGUACUUUUUCCUCUUCAACUUGUCCUUCAUAGAUUUUAGUCAUUCCACUACCCUCACCCCUAAAAUGCGGAUGAGUUUUGUCUCAAAGAAGAACAUCAUUUCCUAUGCAAGGUGUAUGACUCAGUAUUUUUUCUUCUGUUUCUUUGUCUUUUCUGAAUCCUAUAUUCUAUCGGCGAUGGCGUAUGACCGCCACGUGGCCAUCUGUAACCCACUGUUGUACACGGUCACCAUGUCUCCCCAGACGUGUUUGCUCCUUUUGCUGGGUGUCUAUGGGAUGGGGGUUUUUGGGGCUGUGACUCAUAUGGGAAACAUAACGUUUAUGUCCUUUUGUGGAGACAACCUUGUCAAUCACUACAUGUGUGACCUCCUUCCUCUCCUUGAGCUCUCUUGCAACAGCACUUACAUAAAUUUGCUGGUGGUUUUUAUUAUUGUGACCAUUGGCAUUGGGGUGCCAAUUGUCACCAUUUUUAUCUCUUAUGGUAUUAUUCUUUCCAGCAUUCUCCACAUUAGCUCCACAGAGGGCAGGUCUAAAGCCUUCAGUACCUGCAGUUCCCACAUAAUUGUGGUAUCGCUUUUCUUUGGGUCAGGUGCUUUCAUGUACCUCAAACCACCUUCUAGUCUACCCCUGGACCAGGGGAACGUGUCCUCCAUUUUUUAUACUGCUGUAAUGCCCAUGUAGAUUAACCCAUUAAUCUACAGUCUGAGGAAUAAAGAUGUCAAAGUUGCCCUGAGGAGAACUUUUGCAGAAAAUUAGUCUCUUAAAAAUGAAUGAGAAAGGGAAUCCAAACCUUUGUUAUUCAGGGGGUUUCUUUUCUUGUUUCAGGGAGGGAACAAAUGCCAGUUCUUUCUCUCCCAUACUUAGAGAAAAAUUUUAACUUUUAUUCUUAAGUGUACUUACUCCCUGCACUGCUUAUCCACCCCAACUAUUCCAACUGUUAUUUUAUGAGAAUAGUUUCUACUGUUAUACAGGGUUUAAUCUUGAAUAGGCUUAUGAAAUCAUUUACUCCAGUCUCCUCAUGUAAUACAUCACACUCAUAAAUAUGCUGUAGGCUGCCAAAGGACACACAUGUACCUGGUGCCAGAGCUGAAACUGGAGUCCGGGCUCUUGAAUUUUAAUACAAUCUGCUGUGCUUUUCUUCAGCUACAUUUCCUUGUUCCAUCG
This is a messenger RNA of Macaca mulatta (Rhesus monkey), 1375 nucleotides long. Its product is annotated as olfactory receptor 8B12-like. Gene Ontology annotation, molecular function: G protein-coupled receptor activity; olfactory receptor activity. Gene Ontology annotation, biological process: G protein-coupled receptor signaling pathway. The record is from RefSeq and is a predicted model, not a curated record. Lineage: Eukaryota; Metazoa; Chordata; Mammalia; Primates; Cercopithecidae. Gene Ontology annotation, cellular component: membrane.